UUGUCGUAAUCGUAACGUUCGGAGUAUCGUGUAUACGUUUCACAACCGUAAGACGUAUCGUAGCAUUCACAGUCGAUUUACUGCAGUUGUAAUGAAAAUUCAAUAGUAAUUCGGAUUCGCGUCGGGAGAAUGUCGGGAAGCACGAAAUUUCACAAGAAAUUAAUGGACAAGAGAAUUUCUUUCAUGUCCUAACAGCACAUAGUCGACUCUGAGUUGACUAUAUUUGGUCAAAAUUAAGGAAAAUCUUUACCAUUUAAAUAACACUUCGUAAUCAGAAAUUCCUCGUCGCACCACCUAGCGGUCUCUCAACGAGUUAACGAGCAAUGGCGGUUGAUCUGCGUCGGUCUGCUGCUGUUAAAUGUCAAACGGCAGCGUGGAUCUCGGAAUAACGAGUUGUCGGUGACGUUCUCGCCAUUCUCGGUUGUAGAGAUGGCCGCGAAGGAGCCGAUCGUCGUCGAAGCGAUCGCCGAGCCCGGGAUCGAGCCCGGUGCCUCCUCGGAGACGAUGCUCGUCACCACCGACAGCUUCGACGAGUACGAGCAGGAGAUGAGCAGCAGCAUCGACGGCGACAGGCAGACGAAGGAGAGCGUGACCAGCACCAUCUCCGAGAUCCAAGAGGAUGUCACGCAAGACGUUCCCGCGACACCCGUGACCCCCGCGACACCCGUGACCCCCGCGACACCCGCCACUGCCAGUCCGCGAGAAUCUGAGAAAAAUCUUUCGCUAGACGACGCAGAGAUGGACGAUGUCGCGCAUCGUUUGGGUCAAAGUAACAUGGACGGGGACCCGCUGCGUUGCAAGACGUGGCUGGCGCAGAAGAAGCACAUUUUUAUCUUGAGUCAGGCGGGCAAGCCAAUAUAUUCCAGAUACAGUUCGGAGGAUAAGCUAGUCACAGUCAUGGGAGUCAUGCAGGCCUUAGUGUCGUUCGUUCAGGCUGGUAGCGAUAUGAUCAGAUCAGUACAUGCUGGUGACACGAACUUUGUUUUCGUCGUGAAGGGUCCAUUGAUCUUAGUGGCAGUGUCCAAAACCUUGGAAAGCGUACCUCAGCUCACUUUACAAUUAACAUAUGUAUAUAAUCAGAUAAUCUCUGUGUUGACACAGUCUCAGUUAAAUAGAGUGUACGAUCAAAGGAGAAAUUUUGAUCUACGAAGGUUGUUGAGUGGUAGCGAAAGACUGAUAGAUCAUUUAUUGAACUUUAUGGAUAGAGAGCCCGCUUUCUUUCUAGGCGCCAUCAAAUGUUUACCCCUGCUUCCUUCUAUGAGAAGUUCCAUUACACAGACCAUCAUUCAGACUUGUGCUAAGAUCAAGAACUUAGUAUUUGCCAUACUUCUAGCUAAUAAUCAAUUGGUUACACUAGUUAGAAUGAACAAAUUUUUUCUACAUCCAAUGGAUCUACAUAUAAUACAAAAUCUGGUGGACAGUUCCGAGUCGCUCAAAACUGCUGAGAGCUGGACGCCGAUAUGUCUACCGAAAUUCGAUUCCAAUGGUUAUAUGCACGGCCAUGUGUCAUAUUUGGCGGAAGAUUGCCAGGCGUGUUUAUUGCUGCUCACUGUUGAUAGGGACGUUUUUUUUGUGCUAUCAGAGGCUAAACAAAAAAUUGUGGAGAAAUUGCGGCGAAUAAAUUGCCUAGAAGCGAUAAACGAAUCUAUGAACAAACCAACGGUAACAACAGCUGACAUUGGGUUACCCGAGAUGCGACACGUUUUAUAUAAAUGCAAAAGCACCGCGCAAUUCUGGAGUCCCGGGCUUCAACCGCCUUACACAACGGACGAAGAAAUAGAACGAUUAUUGGGCCUUUAUCAGUGUUUGCAUCACAGACUGCAUUCUCCUAGUCGGCCCUUGAAACUUAUAUUUCAGCAGCUGGAUAAGGAAACGAUGUUAGCAUGGUGUCGUUUGCAGGUGGCUUCUGGUUUUGAAUUAUACGUAACGUUUGAGCCUCUGGUAACGAAACCAGAUGCCAUUGAAGCAGUGAGCAAGCUGUUAAAGUGGAUAAAGAAGGAGGAAGAAAGAUUAUUCAUUCUGAACUCGCCUACGUUUUAAACAUUACCAAGUAUUUUGUUUCCAUAGGAUAUAUAGAGAAAUGAUGUAUAAAAAUAAUAGAAAUGUCUGUCGACCAAAUUUCAAAAAUGUGUGAUGAAUGAAAGAAAGCGAGCGAAGGAAUGAAAAAAAUUCCAAACCAUCUUCAUCAUAAGUUUCCAAGGAAUAUAGUUAUUGUUCGUCCACAGGUAAUUGAUAUCACUAUUUUUUUUAUUUAAUAAAGCAAUUGUAAUAUAACACAAAUAAUGUGAAAAUGUACAUAAUUUGAAUAUGUUACAACGGAUUCGAGUCCAGAUGCAUGUUGUAUAAUUUUAAUACUGAACUCUUGUAAAUGUCACCGGCGCUAUAAAAAUAUACGAACAUUGAUAGGAGUAUAAGAAAAAUUA
This is a messenger RNA of Solenopsis invicta (red fire ant), 2423 nucleotides long. It is a transcript of the gene Mon1, whose product is annotated as vacuolar fusion protein MON1 homolog A. Bases 430 to 2040 code for a protein of 536 amino acids. NCBI's taxonomy places the organism in Eukaryota, Metazoa, Arthropoda, Insecta, Hymenoptera, Formicidae. Gene Ontology annotation, biological process: endosome to lysosome transport via multivesicular body sorting pathway; protein targeting to vacuole. The transcript is spliced from 7 exons. The record is from RefSeq and is a predicted model, not a curated record.